Messenger RNA from Triplophysa dalaica, 1618 nucleotides. RefSeq lists its product as uncharacterized. Lineage: Eukaryota; Metazoa; Chordata; Actinopteri; Cypriniformes; Nemacheilidae. The record is from RefSeq and is a predicted model, not a curated record. The transcript has 7 exons. Bases 217 to 1218 code for a protein of 333 amino acids.
CAACCUUGAUGGUGUGCAUUUUAAAGGUCGCGUCAGCAUAGAUUUGGUUUUGUUUUAUUUAUGUUACAGACUGUUUUGUGUAUCAAACAACUGAGAAAAAAAGAUAUUUACAGACUGAGCCAACAGAGCAAGUGUGAGGAAGUCGUUUUUUCAUCACAUUGUUUCGCUGUAUCUGCUGUCUCAGAUGCCUCACUCAUUUGUUUUUAGCUUUUGAACAUGAACGCCGUUCAAAAGACCUACUACAUUUUCGGAGUUCUUUUGUUUUUACUUCAGCAGGAGAUAUGUGCUGAAAAAAAGCCAGAGAUUGUACAUAAAGCUGUUGGGAGUUCCCUGCAUCUAUUUACGGAUUAUCCAAAAGACAGUCUUACUCAAAUUGAUUGGAAAUUCUGUCAGAAAACCUUUGCUGAGUAUGAUCAAUCCAAGUUCACCCUAUUUACAGAUAUAAACUACUCAUUUUAUGGAAGGUUACACACUAAUGAGAGUGAUAUAAGUGUUACAGUUAAAAACCUUCAGUUAAAUGAUUCUGGAAAAUUCUCAAUUGUUCAAGAAGGAAAUGGAAUUCAAUUUGAAAUGAAAAACAUUCAGCUACAUGUGCAUGAUCCUAUCAGCGCUGUAAAGAUUCAGAACAAUGUAAAUUGGCUGCAGUCAAAAAACAUGUGUACGUUUCAUCUUCAUUGUGUGACGUUUGGGCAUGUGAAUGCCUCCUUUAACUGGAGUGGGUAUCAGGUGGGAAAUGGACCACACUUGUCUUUCAAUCUCACGGCAGAAGCGAGAGCCACAUUAAACUGCACAGCCAGCAACCGUAUCAGUGUCAAAUAUACUACUACAACUGUGAUGUGCAAAAAGGAAAAUGGAUCAAAUGUGACAUCAGGUAUUCCUCAGGACUUGUUGCUCAUUGCAGUAGGGGCUGAAAUUGCUGGCAUUGCUAUGAUUAUUGGAAUUAUAGGAGCUUGCUACAAGUGGAGAAAUCCGAAAGGGGAGAGUGAGGCUGGAAUUGCAGUGUAUGAAGAUGUAAAGCCUGAUUCUGUUAUGAAGAAGCGGUCAGAGAGUUUGAAUAAUGGAAUGUCUAUUUAUGAAACAGUGGGUUACAUGAAAGUCACUCCAAAGCUGCCUCCAGACUCUUCCUACAAUCUACGGACUCUUUAUGACAAAAUCAACUUUGAACAUUACCCGGCAGUCACACCCACCACUUCCUCUCCCUACCAAGUUGUGCUGUGAGUUACACAGACACAGACUAUUUAUGCUUCAUUUUAAAUUCACAUCUGUGGAUCUGUUUCAUUACUAUAUGUUCAUACGUAUUAUUGCCUUAAGAUGAUUGCUUUAAAAUUCUGACUGAACCCUUGCAUUAUACUAUCUUAAUAUGUGCUCAAGCAUAUUAUAUGUGCUCGGCUGUGGUGCUGAACUUUGUAACAGUGAAUAUUGCAAUGCACAGGCCCAAGAGCACUUCAGCUAUGACUGAAUAUUCUAACUGAACAGUAAUUGUUUGGCUGUUUUAUUCUGGAAGCCAUUUAAUCCAAUUAAUUUUUAUCCAUAUGUCAACAGUGAAGAAACUUUACAAUAUGACUUUUUGGCAUUAAAACAUGUUCAGUAUUGAAUCUUGGUGUAAAGAAUGUUGAGU